AUGGCUUCGGUGCAGACCGCGCGCUGGAGUGAUCCGAAGCUACGGGACUUCUGGGCCUUCGCCACCACCGUGCCGCGCAGCGCGUCGCUGGCGGCCAAGGAGUCCACACGCUUGAGAGGCGCUUGGAUCACGGAUCAGCUGGCGGUGCAAAAGGUGCACGGCUACAGCCUUUCGGCGGUGCGGAUCGUUUGUGUGGUGGCGAGCAGUGAUGAGGAGCGACAGAGGCUGGAGAGCUUCUUCGCGCGCGACCAGCGAAACAUGCGGGCGCGCUUUCGUGUCAUCGAAGAUGCCUUGGACCAGGAGCGGCGGGUGCUCUUGAAGGUGCCCUACGACACAAGUCUGGACAUCAUUUGGCACGAGUACGAGGUGCUUCAGGACUUGGCUGGGAUCCAAGGCAUCCCCAGGCUCUAUGGGGUGCCCUUCUUCUUCGAGGACUUGGGUGUGAACGCCUUAGCCACGGAGUUCAGUGGUGCCACCAGCGUACAGGAGACGCUAGGUACUCCAGUGGAUGCCUACCGUAUGGCGUGCUUCUUCUUGAAGACCCUACAGGAGGUGCAUGCGCGUGGCUGGAUCCAUGGCGAUCUCCAACCCAAGGACCUUCUUCUGGAGCCGUCCUCUGCUCUGGCCAGCUUACGACAGUCUCGCGUGGAUCAGGAGGAGGUCGCUGGCCUUCUUUGUGGCUGGUCGAGGGCUUCUCGCGGUGCAGCAGAGGAGCUGGACUUUGAACAGCUGCUGCCGUGGCUCCAAGCUGCCCCGAAGAGCGUGCCACUGGCGCGGCUUCGUGGGGCCUCGGUGUUCUCGGCCCCGGAGCAAUAUGUGAGCCUCUACACUGGUGAGGCUGAUGGGGAUUGA
This is a messenger RNA of Durusdinium trenchii, 852 nucleotides long. Lineage: Eukaryota; Dinophyceae; Suessiales; Symbiodiniaceae. The record is from the annotation of a GenBank genome assembly.